Didymodactylos carnosus is the source of this 1953-nucleotide messenger RNA. Lineage: Eukaryota; Metazoa; Rotifera; Eurotatoria; Philodinida; Philodinidae. The record is from the annotation of a GenBank genome assembly.
AUGUCUAAUGUCUUGGAAGGAUUAUUAAAUGGUAUAUCAAACAAUGAGAAUGAUCAUGGUGAAUUAGCAAUAUGUGUACAAAAUGCUUAUAAAAGUUAUGGUUAUUGGAAACGUGUAAAUGUGUUACAUGAUGUUAAUUUAAGUGUACCAAAAGGUUUCAUUUAUGGUUUAUUGGGUCCAAGUGGUUGUGGUAAAACAACGUUAUUACGAUGUCUUGUUGGUCGUUUACAAUUAAAUAAUGGUCAAAUAACGGUAUUAGGAGCAAUACCUGGUUCAAGAGGACAUGGUGUACCAGGUGCAAAAGUUGGAUUUAUGCCGCAAGAAACAGCAUUAUACAAAGAUUUCAAUAUUAGUGAAAUGUUACAUUAUUUUGGUCGUUUACAUAAUAUGAGUAGACAAGGAAUAUUAAAACAAGAAUCAUUUUUAUUAGGAUUUCUUGAUUUACCAUCUAAAACAAAAAAAAUUAAUCAAUUAAGCGGUGGUCAACAACGUCGUGUAUCAUUAGCGUGUGCGUUGUUACAACAACCAGAAUUAUUAAUAUUAGAUGAACCAACUGUAGGCGUUGAUCCUCUUCUUCGAGAAAAAAUUUGGAGUCAUUUAAUGUUUAUAUCAAAAACAAAUGGAACAACAAUUGUUAUUACAACACAUUAUAUUGAAGAAGCAAGAAAAGCAAAUAGAGUUGGUCUCAUGCGCAGUGGGAGAAUGUUGGCUGAAGAUGAACCAAUUGCUUUGUUAGCUAAAUACAAUCAAUCUAGCUUAGAGAAUGUUUUUCUCAAUUUAUGUGUCGAAGAUCAAAAUCGUGUUUUAUCUAAAUUAAAACGAAAUAGUAGUGCUCAUGAAGAUCUACAACAUCAACAAUUAGAAGCAACAACAAUGACAAAUACCGGUGCUCAUUCUUUGGCCGUUAAUGAUCAGAAUGGAACGGGUGUGGUCGAUCGAGAAAAUUAUUCAGCAAGUGUUUCACUCGAUCCAGAAAUGAUUGCAGAAGCGGCAUUAAACGAUCGAACAGCAAGGUCAGAAGGAGGUGAUACAGACAUAUUACCAAAUGGAAAAAUAUCAGCUGAACAAAUAAAACCCACACAAUUAGUUAAACGUCCAAUAUUGACUGCGAAGCGUGCGGCAGUUGACUGUUGUAUCUGCCCUCAUGCCCAUAAAAUUUGGGCAUUAAUGGUGAAAGAUUUAACAGUAAUCAAACGAAGUAUUGGAUUUUUAAUAUUUCAAUUUUUGAUACCGGUUAUACAAAUAUCAUUGUUUUGCCUUUGCAUUGGGCGUGAUCCACAGCGUAUUCCAGUGGCAUUAGUUAAUGAUGAAUCAUUUGCAAAUUAUCCAACAGGAAAUCGAAGUUUAUUAUUAUUAACUAAAAUUAAUACUGAUUAUAUACAGUUGCAUUCAUUUGAUGACAUGUUGUUAGCCACUGCGUAUGUUGAAAAGGGUGAUUACUAUGGUGUAAUGAAUAUAAGAAAAAAUUUUAGUCAAGCUAUUUUAGACAAAUUAACAAAAUUUAAAGCAGAUCCAGCAACAUUGGAUCAAAGUGCCGUUCAUCUUUUUCUGGAUAUGACAAAUCAACAAGUCACUUAUGUAAUGCAAAAUUCUAUAUUAACUGCAACGCAAUUAUUUAUGAAAGAAUUACUGAUACAAAAUAAAAUUGAUCCAAGAAUUGCAGAUCCACCUGUUAUUAUCGAAAAGCCAAUCUAUGGUGAUUUAACGCCUCGAUUUUUGAAUUUUGCUGCACCAGGAAUGAUGAUAUCUAUCAUAUUUUUUUUGGCCAUUGGUUUAACAGCAUUAAUAUUUGUUGUUGAAAAGAAAGAAGGUUUAUUAGAACGAAGUUGGAUUGCUGGUAUAAUAUAUUUUCUUUGUAAAAUAUCAACAAUGCAAAAAUGGAGAAGAUUUUAUCUAAUUUUUUUUGACAGAGUUCGAUAUUUGGUUUUAAAUUUUUUAAGUGAGAAAAAUUGA